AAAAUGGAACUACGUAUCUCGUGAUCACGACCUGAGUGUGGUCAGAGAGCAACAACUUGCAGCAGAGGCAGGACAAGUCAUCAGCAUGAGUGAAAGCAAUCAGAGUGUUGACAGCGAAGAAACGCCAAUGGAGGUGGAUUCUGCGCCAGAUGCAAAACAUCAGCCUGUUGAUAACAGGAAUGAUGACAGUGGCAAAAAAAACGCCAAAGAAGAUGCCUUUGCUGCCACUGGAACAAGUCCUACAGCCAAUCUCAUCCAUGGAAACGAUCCCACGGCCAAUGAGGGCGCCAUGACGGCCAGUGCAGAGGCCCAGACAAAGGGCAAACAUUUUCAGGAGGACCUGAGUAGAGCAGACAGCCCUUGGGCAUGUAUGGAGGCUAAGGUGGAAUGGCCUACGGAUAUACCAGAAAGCAAACGUAAAGUCGAACUACAGAAAGCUGUUCAGUCACUGCUGAAUAAACCAGAGAAAAUAGAUUGUAAUUUGGAUUUCCGGAAAGAUGAGCCCAUCUCAUUUUUCUGGGUACAACCCCCAUCAGUCAUGGAUAAGCUGAGAAAGGAGAAAGAAUUGACAUUUAAGAAUUCUGAAGCUAAAACAACCAGAGUGCGCUUUUCACCUGCACCAUCUGCACCACCUGGACCACCUCCAUACUCAGAAGUCAUGCAACAAAAGCAGAAUGCAAAUGCUUUGCCAAUGCCAGUGGGGGCCAUUAAGAAGGAGGAAUUAAAUGGAAAGUUCCCUCGGUUGGAGCAAGAGACUGCUAUUAGGAGCAAUCGCAUGGAAACUAAUGAGAGCACUACCUUCAGCCAAGGAGAUACCCUGGUGGAAAAGGAGAGUUUAACUGUCCCUCUGUUCCAAUACUGGCACAUAACCACUGCUUGCAAUCAGGAGAUCGACCAAAUCCAGAGAAGGAAUGGAGUAGACAUCAUAGGACAGGCUUCAGCGUCAAUCAUGGCACCAGUGCAUAAAGACGGCAACGAAUCUGCUGUACUGAGGGCCAAAGACGAGUUUACAAGCCUUGUCCAGAAGUAUGCUCAUGACAUCCACAGUAUCUCUGUUCAUAUUGCCAGCCUGGACCAGGGAAAACUGGUGGAGAUGCUGAGAGAGAUUCAGAGAGACAAAUGCAGGCUGGUGCUGAGCGUGUCCUCAAAGGGCUGCCAGAUUUCUGGCCCAAAAGACAGCCUGGACCAGUUCCAAAGAAAAUGGAGUUUGAAGACCUACACACAGGAUUCAGAAAUGGCCUUAGAGACGACUUUGGAUAUGGACCUCCGGGAUCCUCUGGAGGAACAGGGGCUGAGCAUGCAUUCAUUCCACUGGGAUUUUAUCAAAAAGGUCUUUGAAAAGCAGGUGUUGGCUAUCCAGCAGAAAUUUGGGAUGGAGUUUGUCGCAGUGCCCGCUGGAGAUGAGGUGAAUGUGAAAGCGGUGUCAACCGGAGACCCGAGGUUCCCCCUGGCAUGCCACGCUCUGAAAGCCCUGGAGCAGCUCUACCAGAAAGGAGCCACUGACAUGCAGGCCUGUCCUCUGGAGAACCCCAAUCACAAGAAGGUGGAGCAGAUCAAGAGUUUCUUCGAUAAAAUCCGUAAUAGUCACCCAUUUGUAGCAACAGGGGAAGCUAACGGCCCCUGGAGGCUGGUUGGCUUGGCUGAGCAUCUGUGGCCAGCUGUGGAGGCACUGGAAUGUGAGCUGGGCGAACCCGUCUUCAACAAGAAGAUGAAGCUGCAGCUGCAGGGUCUGAAGUCCUCUCCCAGCGUGUCACAAGGGGCCACUGCGAGUCAGGCAGGAGUCCCUGAAGAGGAAAACUGUCCCAUCUGCAUGGACACAUUUACAAACAAGACGACAUUAGGCUGUAAGCAUGAGUUCUGCAUGGACUGCUACAACAAGUCAGCGAUGAUCAUGGGCCCCUGUUGCCCUGUGUGUAAAGUUGUAUUUGGAAAGAUUGUGGGGACCCAGCCUGAAGGUUCAAUGACUUGGCAGUGUUCGACAUACAGACUGCCAGGAUUUUAUGACUGUGGCUCCAUUGAGAUUGCAUAUGAUAUUCCUAGUGGCACACAGACGCAAAGGCAUCCGAAUCCAGGGAGGCCAUUCACUGGGGCCCACCGAUUGGCUUAUUUACCAGACAACACUGAGGGUAAUGAGGUUUUAAAGCUGCUGAAGACUGCAUUUGACCAGAAACUUAUUUUCACUGUGGGAACCUCCACCACAACAGGAAGUUCUAACACAGUCACCUGGAAUGACAUUCACCACAAGACCAGUAGACAUGGAGGACCUCAAGGCUUUGGAUACCCAGACCCUGACUACCUGAAGAGAGUUAAGGAGGAGCUGAAAGCCAAGGGCAUUGAAUAAGGAGGACCUUGGCCCAGCAUCUGCACUGUUCUGUACAGAUGCUUCUGAAUGAUGUCAGACCUAUUGGGCUUGUCUGCACAUAGCAAUAUUGACAGGGAGAGACUGGAACUGUCUAUGGUUUAAAAACUGGGAUUUAACUAAGAUAGGUUUUGGUUUUGGAUAUCAGAACAUAAUUGUUUUUCAAAAGACGCAAAAAUGUUAUUUAAUGACAUGAUUAUCACACACACACAGUCAUGGGCACUCACGUGCACACACACAUUAAAGGCCAGUUUCACAGACACAGAUUAAGCCUGAGACUAAAUUCAAUUUUGAAUUGAGAUAUUCCAUACAAAACUCACUUCAGUCCAGGACCAGGCAUAAUCUGUGUUUGUGAAACUGGCCCUAUUUGUGUUGGGGGGGCUUGGAUGUUUAUUUCAUACACAAAUCUGUUAACUUGAGAAGAAAAGCAUUCUCACAUGUGCUUCAUUCAUUGUGUGCAUAAUUAUUGCAUUUCCUGAAUAAUUCUGCAUUGAUUGUCAUUUAAUAACUGUAUCACUGUAUUUGUAACAUUGAUAGUAUGCCACCCUACUAGACAUUCUUGGACUUGUAUAGCCUGGGGCUCCCUGAAUCACUGUCACGUUUGACCCUAUUCAUAACUUGCGUCUUUAUGAGGACAGACCAGUUGGCUAUGAUAAUGGCUUUGAAUGAAUGCUUAGAAAUUCUGCUUGGAUUGGUUACUGCCAUAUAAACAUAAUUUUAAUCAGGUUUGUUCUUUCAGUUUACAAAACAUAUUGCAGAUUCUCCUGAAAUGAUUCUUUAACUAUAAUAUUCCACAGUGCUUUUUGUUUACUUUCUGUUGUUAAUUAUAUGGUUCUUGAUUUAAAAAAAAAAUUUGAUUGUAAUUAUGCAUUAUCUUGUAUU
Molecule: messenger RNA, 3241 nt
Organism: Conger conger (European conger)
Lineage: Eukaryota; Metazoa; Chordata; Actinopteri; Anguilliformes; Congridae
Product: E3 ubiquitin-protein ligase DTX3L-like
Exons: 8
Coding region: 86-2341 (751 amino acids)
Biological process (GO): Notch signaling pathway; protein ubiquitination
Molecular function (GO): metal ion binding
Source: RefSeq, a predicted model, not a curated record